Molecule: messenger RNA, 4185 nt
Organism: Choloepus didactylus (southern two-toed sloth)
Lineage: Eukaryota; Metazoa; Chordata; Mammalia; Pilosa; Megalonychidae
Gene: PAX7
Product: paired box 7
Exons: 11
Coding region: 1-1587 (528 amino acids)
Biological process (GO): regulation of transcription by RNA polymerase II; anatomical structure development
Molecular function (GO): DNA-binding transcription factor activity, RNA polymerase II-specific; RNA polymerase II cis-regulatory region sequence-specific DNA binding
Source: RefSeq, a predicted model, not a curated record
AUGGCGGCGCUUCCCGGCACCGUCCCGAGGAUGAUGCGGCCGGCUCCGGGGCAGAACUACCCGCGCACCGGGUUUCCUCUGGAAGUGUCCACUCCUCUUGGCCAAGGCCGGGUCAACCAGCUUGGCGGGGUCUUCAUCAACGGGCGACCCUUGCCCAACCACAUCCGCCACAAGAUAGUGGAGAUGGCCCACCACGGCAUCCGGCCCUGUGUCAUCUCUCGCCAGCUGCGUGUCUCCCACGGCUGUGUCUCCAAGAUUCUCUGCCGCUACCAGGAGACAGGGUCCAUCCGGCCUGGGGCCAUUGGCGGCAGCAAGCCCAGACAGGUGGCAACUCCGGAUGUGGAGAAAAAAAUCGAGGAGUACAAGAGGGAAAACCCAGGCAUGUUCAGCUGGGAGAUCCGGGACCGGCUGCUGAAGGACGGGCACUGUGACCGCAGCACUGUGCCCUCAGUGAGUUCGAUUAGCCGCGUGCUCAGAAUCAAGUUCGGGAAGAAAGAGGAGGAGGACGAAGCGGACAAGAAGGAGGACGACGGCGAAAAGAAGGCCAAACACAGUAUCGACGGCAUCCUGGGCGACAAAGGGAACCGGCUGGACGAGGGCUCGGACGUAGAGUCGGAACCCGACCUGCCACUGAAGCGCAAGCAGCGCCGCAGCCGGACCACGUUCACGGCCGAGCAGCUGGAGGAGCUGGAGAAGGCCUUUGAGAGGACCCACUACCCAGACAUCUACACCCGCGAGGAGCUGGCGCAGAGGACCAAGCUGACCGAGGCGCGCGUCCAGGUGUGGUUCAGUAACCGCCGGGCCCGCUGGCGUAAGCAGGCAGGAGCCAAUCAGCUGGCAGCGUUCAACCACCUUCUGCCAGGGGGCUUCCCACCCACCGGGAUGCCCACACUGCCCCCCUACCAGCUGCCGGACUCCACCUACCCCACCACCACCAUCUCCCAAGACGGGGGCAGCACCGUGCACCGGCCCCAGCCCCUCCCGCCGUCCACCAUGCACCAGGGGGGCCUGGCUGCUGCUGCUGCGGCCGCGGACACCAGCUCUGCCUACGGAGCCCGCCACAGCUUCUCCAGCUACUCGGACAGCUUCAUGAACCCAGCAGCGCCUUCCAACCACAUGAACCCCGUCAGCAACGGCCUGUCUCCUCAGGUAGAAGGAAAGAAAAAGAUGGAGCAGAGCAGUCGGGUCCCCAGCUGGUCCUUAAGCGUGAGUUUGGAUGGGCAGGUGAUGAGCAUCCUGAGCAGCCCCAGUGCAGUGCCGCCGCAGCCGCAGGCCGACUUCUCCAUCUCCCCGCUGCACGGCGGCCUCGACUCGGCCACCUCCAUCUCGACCAGCUGCAGCCAGCGGGCCGACUCCAUCAAGCCAGGAGACAGCCUGCCCACCUCCCAGUCCUACUGCCCACCCACCUACAGCACCACCGGCUACAGCGUGGACCCCGUGGCUGGCUACCAGUACGGGCAGUACGGCCAGACUGCUGUUGAUUACCUGGCCAAAAAUGUGAGCCUCUCCACACAGCGUCGCAUGAAGCUCGGGGAACACUCCGCAGUGCUGGGACUCCUGCCUGUGGAAACUGGCCAGGCCUACUAGGGCCCCUGGGGCAACUUGCCCCAGCCCAAGUCCCCACCCAACCCUUAACUGAUCCCUGAGCCUUCCAGCCUCAGUCCCCUCAUCCCCCUGGGAUCCCUAGAGGACAAGAAAGGAGGCCUAUUCCCUUUUUGUAGCCAGCCGCCUGGAGAUAUACAGCCAGUCUGUCCAUUUUCUGUGGUUAGAAAUCCAGAGUGAACCCGUUGGAAUUUUUGCUCUCUUGCUCUCUCCCCUGGAGGUUUUCUGGUCAGCCACAGUCCUUCUCGGUCCAAUCCUGUUGGGGCCUCUGUGUUAUCUCGGGCAUGGAGACUGCAGCUUGCCCUGAAUAGAGCACUUUGGGCACCCAGAGGAAGGUGGCACCUGAGACAGAGUCUCAAGAGCCCUUCAGAGUCCACUCCCGUGGGUGCCCCAGCUAGAGGUGAUGAUGCUCACAGGGCCACUCUCAGCUGUAAGUGCAGGGAUCCAGCCCACUGAGCUGGGUCUCUGACCCAGGGCCAAAACCACAGCCUUUCCCCUCUGGACACUGGACUCCCAGGGGAGUCCACAGGACUAUGGUCUCGCCUCCACCCCAUGAGUCCUGAGGACUUCAGGACCCGCCACACACACACCUCUUCCAGGUGUAGGGAGGAAAUCUAGUCCAAGAAGGCCAAGAGGUGGCUGAAGCAGGGGAAAGGAACGUGAGGGUGGGCUUGUCAGCCAUUGGUCAUGCCCUGGGUAAAAGAAGCCAAGCCAGGCCAAGUUCCAACCUUGUCCCACCCCACCUAAGGACCAUAGAACCCUUCAGUUUCUUCUCUGACUGGGUCAGAUGGGCUGGGGAGGGGAUCAAGUCUUGACACGUGAGUGGAGAAUCCCAAGGCAGGCUUGGAAGGUGGGUUUCUAACUGAGAUCCCUUUGCUUGUGGGUGGCAAAUCUUUGUUGUCAAAAAUUGCUUCAAAUUCAUACCUCCAUGGAGUUUCAACUUCUCCCCCAGCCUCUAGAGGAGACCUGACCCUAUCCUGUGCAUGUCGGAUCCUCUAGGAAGAGGGUCUCCAUCCUUAAGCUCCCAGGGGUGCAGAGGGCAGCUUCCCUCAGAGCUUUGGAAGAGGAUUUUUGGACAAGCCAGGGACUGCUUGUACCACAGACUAGAGCACCUACCCGCCCUGGGCAUUUUGGUGGGGGCACCUGGAGUGGCAUCUUUCAAUGUUAACUCACUCUUGGCCGAGAGGCCCCUGCUAAUCCAGCACCACUGAGUAGGGGGCAGAUGUGACCAAUUUGCAAACAAGCACCCCUGGGCAAAGGUUCCAGAGAAGAAGGAAAAGGCACCUUCCUUGACCACUUCCGUGGCUUCCUCAGACUCCCUCAAACUCCAUUCUCCUUAAGAGUUGGGACCUUUGGAGGAUGGUUCAAGACCCCAGUUACUCCUCCUUUGGAACUUCUCAUCAUUUUCACCUAUUUAUCAAAAUUGUUUUCAUCUUCAUUGUCAUCAUUAUUAUAAUCUACACUUGGAUCACCUUUAUCAAGAGCUGCUGGGUAAAAGGCACUUGUGAUGGGAGACACAAGCACCAAAUCCACAAAGAUUGGACCAAAUUGUUUGUUCCCACCUGGGCCCAUGAGGCCACCUCUUCACUUGACCCAUGCCCCCUGCCCUCAGCCAACAAGGCAUUCCUGGAAGGAAGGGCUGCUGCUUCAGGAAUCAACUUGAGUUGCUCUCUACACAGAGGAAGCCAAGGGGCUGGGGAGCUGGGUUGGCAAGAGGCUAGGACCCUUCCCUUCAUGGAUAUUACUUCUGUGACAGACACCCACCUGUUCCUAAUUUCCAGAUCCAGUAAUAUCAAGCCUGUCCUGGCUCAUAACCAAGGUGGUUCAUAUCUUUGGUUUAGAAGAAUCCAUUAGUAAUUGGGGACAAACAGACUCUUUGGUAACAGCGGACACCCAGAUGUGUGUGGCCCAUCAAGUUCAACUAAGGUUUCGGCUGAAACACCCACUGCAGGAGCCUUUUGGCUCUUCAAGCUCUGGACAAAAAGGAAGACUGUGUUGUUCCUUGGUAACUCAUUCCAUGCUUUUGUAGCUGUCAUAGCCAGGAAGAUCUUCCUUCAGAUCAAUCACAGUUUUCAUCCACAUUCCAGGAAUGGUCAAUCCUUCCCCCUGGAGGCCUGGCUCAGAAAAUGUCUGAGUGUUUUUAUACCCUAUGUUACUCAGGAGCAGGGAUCUCAGGCAGACAACAUCAAAACCCCCAGCCCCUCCCCCAGGAAGUGACAUUCCAAUAAUAGGACCAAUCCCAAGUAUCUUCCCUCUAUAAUGAAAUGGAACCAAGUCCUGCUUGGGAAUAAACCAAAUGAUUUCUCAUUGCGUCCAAUUACCUCUGGAGUUCUCCCAAGUCAUCAUCUUUUUAGAAAAUGGGACUUAUCCCAGAGGCCCCAACUCCUCAGAAAGAGACAUUUGACUCCCAACAGGUUUUCCCUAAAACCCUGUGUAUACAUGUGUCUAGCCAACUUGCUCUAUAAAACUCAAUCUUGUGUUGGCAGCUCACAACUUUCCUAGAGAGAUGGUGUUGGAUGAGAGGCACAAGUCCUCAAACUCUUGGGGGUUGACUAGAGCUUGAUAAAGAAGGCCUGAAUCCCA